GGCAACCUAAAAUGACACCAUCCACCCGCCGUUUUCGGCUCAUUGAAAUUUGUCACAUGUUGUUCUACUCAUGAUGUAAAUCAGCGUAUUUAAUUUAUUAUGGUCAAUCAAAUUUAAAACUCAAACUUAUCACGAGUAUCAUGACGUCCCUGAAUCAAUUUGACUUGAACAUGGAUAAUCUUAUUCUGGAGAGUACUGAAGACAAUUUGGAUGAUUCAGUUGCUGCAUCAGAACAUGAAAAGUCUGUUUCCCUCAAGAAGGAAUUGGAUGAACAAGAUCGCCUUAGACGAACAUGGGAAGAAAUUAAAAAUAAAAACGAGGGAACUGCCUCGCUGAUGUCUUUGCCGGACGAGGUCAAGUUUGUUGUUAAAGUUAGAAAUAGACAUUUGAAGGAUGCUAACGCAGUGUAUGAUUGUAAUGCAUGGGACGACGUUGAAUGGGACUCAGAAUUAGAAGAGCAAGCAAGAAAUGCGGUUGAAAAAAAUUCAGCGUAUCUAAUGGAAGUGGACAAGCGAUACAACUUGGAAAGAAAUGCCGAUUCAAAUUGGGACAAAUUUUACAGUAUUCAUCAAAAUAAAUUUUUUAGAGAUCGGAAUUGGUUGUUCAUCGAGUUUCCGGAGUUGAAAAGUCCCUUUGGUAGCAGUGUCAGUGAGGAAGAGUCAAUGACUGGAAUUACUGAAAAGAGAAAGUCAGAGUCAUAUCCUGGUGAAAAUUCUGGGUUCAAAGUGCUAGAAAUAGGAUGUGGGGUAGGAAAUACUGUUUUCCCAUUUCUGGCUGCAAAUAAUCACCCUGAAACUUAUGUUUAUUGCUGCGAUUUCUCUUCCACUGCCGUUGAUAUUAUCAAAGGCCAUGAAAAGUUUCAGCCAACCAGAUGUACCCCGUUCGUGUUGGACAUUACAAGUGAAAAUCCAAUCACCCCUUUCCCAAAGGGCUCUCUGGAUGUUAUAACUGCGAUAUUUGUGAUUUCAGCAAUCAGUCCUGAUAAAUAUAACCAAGUAAUUCGAAAUCUACUAGAAUUUUUAAAACCGGGCGGAAUUAUUCUCUUCCGGGACUAUGGAAGGUAUGACAUGGCACAACUUCGAUUUAAAGAUGGACGAUGCAUUUCCGAAAACUUUUAUAUGCGUGGAGAUGGUACACGGGUGUAUUUCUUUUUAGAAGAUGAAGUUGAAAAACUAUUUUUGAAGCAAGGAUUCACUAAAGAACGGAUCAUUGUUGACAAAAGGUUGCAAGUCAAUAGAUCUCGUCAACUGAAAAUGUACCGAGUUUGGAUUCAAGCAAAAUUUGUCAAGCCAAGCUAAUAUAUGAUACGUCAUAAUUCUGUUAUCCAUAGAGGCUGCAAAACAUGAAGUCGUCGUCCGAGGGACAUUUAUUUUGUGGGAUAGACGAGGUUAGUUCUCAGGAUGACAUCAUGUUUCGCAUUCCCUGGUUGUACAUAUAUAUAAUUUAUAAGUAUAAAAUAUAUGAAAUCUUAGCUCUUUGAUUACUUGUUUUCGAGUAACGUUUUUUUUAAUAUUGGCGUCUUGUCACUCUGUUAUACAUGAAUUAUUUCAUUUCCGUUUGACUUUAAUGACUAUCGAUUCAACUCCCGACAGUUCUUGUACACGGAUUAGAUUUAGUUUUUUUAUCUUUACACAAUUACUGGUGUCUGGAAUAAAUAAUAUUAGUAAUUAU
Folsomia candida is the source of this 1671-nucleotide messenger RNA. It is a transcript of the gene Mettl2, whose product is annotated as tRNA N(3)-methylcytidine methyltransferase METTL2. Gene Ontology annotation, molecular function: tRNA (cytidine-N3)-methyltransferase activity. The record is from RefSeq and is a predicted model, not a curated record. The coding region runs from base 141 to 1298 and encodes 385 amino acids. The transcript is spliced from 8 exons. Lineage: Eukaryota; Metazoa; Arthropoda; Collembola; Entomobryomorpha; Isotomidae.